AUAGAAACGUGGGAAGCGGCAGAGCAGAGGGUCCACGUGAGCCGGUCAGAGAGGAGCACGAUGGCGGAUCAGCAGGCAGAGGUGCAGCUCGCGCAGAGGUUAGCCUCCAACGAGAAACCCGUCCGGACCCGAGCCAUGAAGAAGCUCCGGAAAUACGUCAGCCUGAGGUCACAGAAAGGUGAGUUCUCAGGUGAGGAGCUGCUCAAACUGUGGAAGGGUCUCUUCUACUGUCUGUGGAUGCAGGACAAGCCUCUGCUUCAGGAGGAACUCUCCAGGAAGAUCUCCACCCUGAUCCACAGCUUCACCUCCACCCAGCAGCAGCUGUCGUACCUGCGGAGCUUCCUGCAGACGAUGAAGCGGGAGUGGACCGGCAUCGACCGGCUGAGGAUGGACAAGUUCUUCCAGCUGGUGCGCUUCGUGUUCAGGCAGACCUUCGAGGUGCUGAGGAGGCGGAGCUGGGACAGCAGCGCCGUGUCUCAGUUCCUGGAGCUGCUGACAGCUCAGCUGCUACAGAGCGACGCCGCGGCGCCGAGCGGCCUGCAGCUCCACGUCCUCGACCUUUACCUGACUGAGCUGGCGGCCGUGGGAGCGGCAGAGCUCACCGCCGAUCAGAACCUGACCUUCAUCGAGCCGUUCUGCAGAACCGCGGCGAGAACCAAAGAUCGGACUCUGCUCAGUGGGAUCUGCAGCAGCGUCUUCAGCGCCAUCAUCGAUCAGGCUCCCUUUGCCAUCGAUGACCUGAUGAAGGAGGUGAGAGCGUCUGAGUACUCGGACUCGGGACAGGCAUCUGAAGGGGACGAGGAGGAGGAAGGAGAGGAAAAGACGAUGAAGAUGGAAGCAGGGAGGAAGCAGCUCAACGGAAACAAAGAUGAUGAUGACGAUGAUGAGUUCCUUCACUUGGAGAACCUGGACUCGGACUCACCGCGUGAUGAAGACGUUGGGCCGGUGCUGCAGUUUGAUUACUCUGCGCUGGCGGACAAACUGUUGGAGGUUUCCGGUCGGAGCGGCGUGCCAGCAGCCAACAGAGAGCGACUCUACAAGAUCAUAAAGACACUGCGGGACCUGAGUGAAGGUGUCUUUCCUCAGGACGAGUACCCGGAGGAGGUCUCCACAGACGAGGACGACGACAUGUUCGGCAGCAGGAAGAGGAUGAAGAAGAGAAGACGUCACCUGGAGGAGGAGGAGCCGGCAGCAAAGAAAGGGGAGAAAGAGGCAGAGGAGGACACUGACGCCGCAGACGUGACCGCUGAAAACAAAAAGAAGAGGAAGAAGGGCGUGAAGGCCGGCACAGGACGCUGUGAAGCAUCCGGAGAAGAAUUGGCAGCGCCUCAGAGCGACAUGGCGACACCUGCCAAGAAGAAGAGGAAGAGGAGGAAAGCUGAGGGAACAACAGGGCAGCCAGAACAGAAGCAAACAGCUCAAGAAGAAGGACGGACGCCGUCAGGAACGCUCCACUCUGAGGCAUCGCCGCCACCUGACCACCGGGACCAACCACAGAAGAAGAAACAGAAAAGCACAGAGACUCCUCCCACAACAGAGCCGCAGGUUUCGUCUGCACGUGCUCUCAUAUCAGAGAAGAAGGGCGUAACGGCAGAUACAGGAAGCUGUGAGGCAUCAAGAGAAGAAGUGAGCGCCCCGCCGCCUCAGAGCGACUUUACAACUCCUGCUAAAAAGAAGAAGAAGAUGGCUGCUGAAGCAGCGCCGCCGCUUAGCGUGAGGAGCUCAGAGUCGGAUGAGACACCUGCAGCAGGAAGUGACGCUUUAACACCAGCGAAGAAGAGCAUCCCAGCUGAUGAAGAGCAGGCAGCUGAGGCGCCACAGCUCGCCAAGAAGAAGACAAAGAAAAAAGGAAAAGAGGAAAUGACCGCAGGCGUGACCGCUGCUGAAACACCACAGAAGAAGAAGAAGAAGAAGGAUCAGCAAGAAGCUCCAGAAGAGGACGAGGGCCAAAAGGAGGCUAGGACGACACCAGGGAAGAAGAAGAAGAAGAAGAACAGCGUGACACAUGAGGCCGCUGAGAAGCAGGUGGGGGGCGAGGCAGGUGACGCGGUGGCGUCCUCGGACAGAGAAACUCCCGCGAAGAAGAAGAGGAAGAUCCCCGUGGUGUUCGAGUUCGAGGCCGACGAGCUACAGACCAUGAACGGCAUCACAGCAGAAGAAGAGACCGCCACCAAGAAACCCAGACGCACCAACGAUGACGUGGCCACGCCCCUGAGCAACAAAACACCACAGAAGAAGAAGAGGAAGAGCGCCGGAGGGUCACAGUCGGACUUCAUCACGUUUCAGAGCAACGCCAAAGCGCCAACACCGCUCUUCUGUAAGACGAAGGGAAGCCCGAGCACGCCGGCGUCCAGCAGAAAGAAGCUUCAGACGCCAAAGUCGGACUCCAAGAAGGUGACCUUUGGCCUCAAGAACAACAAAACAGCCGAGUUCAGGAAGACAGAUCGCAGCCUGCUGGUGAGUCCUGACGGCUCGUCACGAGUUCCCUUUGACCCGCAGCAGAAACCCAAAUUCGGCGUGUUGAAGGCUCCGCCCACACCGCUGAGCGCCAACGUGAAAAGGACACCAGCUGGCAACAAGAAGGGCGGCACCCCACGGAGCACACCUAAACGACGAGUGGUGGCCUCGGACUUUUUCUGAGCCUUUGGUGACGGACUGAUGAGGAAAUAAAUUUAUUUUGGAGAAUUUUUAUGUUCUUUGCAUCUGUGUUUGUAUCUGAGUGACUCGAAUAAAGUUACUCGCUUCAGUUUUUCCACUUUUA
Oreochromis aureus is the source of this 2761-nucleotide messenger RNA. It is a transcript of the gene rrp1, whose product is annotated as ribosomal RNA processing 1. Gene Ontology annotation, biological process: rRNA processing. Bases 61 to 2640 code for a protein of 859 amino acids. Gene Ontology annotation, cellular component: preribosome, small subunit precursor; preribosome, large subunit precursor; nucleus. The transcript is spliced from 16 exons. The record is from RefSeq and is a predicted model, not a curated record. Lineage: Eukaryota; Metazoa; Chordata; Actinopteri; Cichliformes; Cichlidae.